Molecule: messenger RNA, 497 nt
Organism: Aphanomyces invadans
Lineage: Eukaryota; Oomycota; Saprolegniomycetes; Saprolegniales; Verrucalvaceae
Exons: 1
Coding region: 47-391 (114 amino acids)
Source: RefSeq, a predicted model, not a curated record
GAGGUUCCAUGCAUCAACACUUUCAAACUUGGGUGCUGCUGGCCGCAUGAUCGCCGUCAUCUUUGAGGUGUACCCGCAUGCACAUGCCAAGCAACAAUACCUCGAUAUCGCUGCGUCUCUGGCACCGCUCUUGAAAGACAUCGACGGGUUCAUCUCAAUUGAGCGAUUUCAGAGCCUCGCCAAUCCAGACAAAGUGCUGUCGCUGUCGUUUUGGCGAGACGAAGAGGCCAUCCAGCGUUGGCGCAAUAUCGAGUCGCAUCGCUGGGCCCAAGCAAAAGGACGAGAUGGAAUCUUCCAAGACUACCGCAUCCGAAUUGGUUCCAUUGUGCGGGACUACGGCCUCACCGACCGGGAUCAAGCGCCUCAAGAUAGUCGGACUGCCCAUGGAUAGCAUGUAAAACCAUUCGACUCAAUGUACAUACUGUCACAUGCAAUGGAGAAUUCAUCGUCAACACGCGCACUUCGUCCCAAGCUGUCCGAUUUUCAUUCAUUUAAUU